Messenger RNA from Pungitius pungitius (ninespine stickleback), 952 nucleotides. Its product is annotated as somatomedin-B and thrombospondin type-1 domain-containing protein. The transcript has 5 exons. Lineage: Eukaryota; Metazoa; Chordata; Actinopteri; Perciformes; Gasterosteidae. The coding region runs from base 1 to 801 and encodes 266 amino acids. The record is from RefSeq and is a predicted model, not a curated record.
AUGAUGACAGUCCAGAGGGGAGCUUCGGUCCCCUUGGUUUGUCUCUGGGUCUCUUUAUUCCUGGUGGGUCCGUGUCGGUCCAGCUGUAGGGAGACAGGCGUAUGUUGCACCGGCCGGGACCCGUCGUGCAUCAGCAAAGGGUGGAGGUCUGACCGGUCCUUUGGGCCCUGCUACUGUGACCAAGCCUGUGUCUCCACUCUGGACUGCUGCCACGACUAUGACACAGCGUGCCCAGCGCUGUCCUGUGUGGUGAGCGAGUGGACGGAGUGGUCCGGCUGUGCCGAGCCCUGCAGGGCCACAGUCCGCAGGCGCAGCAGGACGGUCCUGCAGGAGCCGCUCAACGCAGGCAGACCCUGCCCCAACCUGGAGGAGCGAGCCGGCUGCGCCGAGUACUGGUCCAAACGAGCCAACUGUCACAACCCACUUGUCCCAGCAAUGAUUAUCACGGGGGGCUUCGGCAACGCCAGGAAGAAAAGAGACAUCCCUGACAGCAUCAUGGGGUAUUGCGUCCAGUUUCAGUUGACCUCUCUGACCAAAGGGUGCCAGCAGAGUCGGGGCCCACACACCCGGUGGAUGCAGCACCUGAGGGAGGGGCACCAGGUGUGUGUUGAGUGCCGGCCGCCUGCUCUCGCUGCUGGGCAGACGCAUUGCGCUGGAGAUGGAGAGGACCAUUUGGAGAGCAGAAGACAAUCCCUCCAGUGGCAGGCGGUGGGGAAUCCUCGAUGCAGAGGCGCGUGGAGGCGUGUGGGGAGGCUAGAGGCCUGUUCCUGCCCAACAGCCCACAGCUUCCUCUUCAUCUAACCUCCUCCUCCUCCUCCUCUUCCUCCUCUAUAUUUUGACUCCGACUCGUAAAAGAACAGCCUGCCAAAAUAUUAAACACUGGCCUCAUUACAAUGAUCUGUUGUGCUUUCUUCCCCAGAUUGGAGCAACCACAUGUAAACAUUUCAUUGAU